Molecule: messenger RNA, 1577 nt
Organism: Scomber scombrus (Atlantic mackerel)
Lineage: Eukaryota; Metazoa; Chordata; Actinopteri; Scombriformes; Scombridae
Gene: pfdn2
Product: prefoldin subunit 2
Exons: 4
Coding region: 9-494 (161 amino acids)
Biological process (GO): protein folding
Cellular component (GO): cytoplasm; prefoldin complex
Molecular function (GO): protein folding chaperone
Source: RefSeq, a predicted model, not a curated record
CUUCCAAGAUGGCAGCCAACAGUGGCAGCACGGGUAGCAAAUCCAGCAGCAGCUCCGGAGGAAAACAGUCCGGUCCCUCGGCCGAACAGGUCGUGGCAACAUUUCAGAGGAUGCGUCAGGAGCAGCGCAGUAUGGCCUCUAAAUCUGCAGAGUUAGAGAUGGAGAUCAACGAGCACAGCUUAGUAAUUGACACCCUGAAGGAAGUGGAUCCUUCGAGGAAAUGCUUUCGUCUAGUUGGAGGAGUGUUGGUGGAGAGGACGGUAAAAGAAGUUCUACCGGCGCUGGAAACCAACAAAGAACAGAUCACAAAAAUUAUCGAGUCCAUCAACACACAGAUGCAGACGAAAGGGCGGGAACUCACAGAGUACAGGGAACGCUACAACAUCCGGUUGGUGGGCGAAGGCGAAGGAGAGGCACAAGGCCAGUCAGCUGCGUCCUCCAGGGACAGCGAAGGAGGCGGGUCCAAAAGCGGAGCGGGCGUUUUAGUGUCGUAGUCUGUAAUGAUAGAGAGCGACAGCGGGGCUCUAAGAUUUCUGCAUUGAAAUUACAGUUGGUGUCACAAAAUCUAGGUUUAAAAAAAAAAAAAAAAGGAUCACUCUUCACACGAUGACUUUGCACAUUUCUGCUCAACACGAAGCAUUUAGUGUUGAAAUAAUUUGUAUCAGAAAAAAAAUAAGAUUGGGUUCUUUGUGUUAGAAGCUGGUGUGUCCAAAAAUGGAAGGUGUUAGUCAUGCGUCUGCCUUACAGUAAAGCUGAUUAUUGUUUUGUUUUUUAAAUGUUAAUUGUUGAAAUAUUUUGACAUAUAUUCAGGAGUUGUGUUCAAGCCUCUGGAUGAUUUGUUCGUCUCAACCUGUUUACACAUGAUCACACCAACUAAAAUAUUUGUAGGAAAUGUGUUUGUUAUUCCCAUAUAAGGGAAAAUGUAACAUUUCAAACGCUUAAAACCUGCACACAGUAAAUAAAUAACUAAAUCAAAGUGCAUUAUUAUUAAGUGAACAUGCCUUUGCAAUUUUUUUUUAAACUUCAGAUUUUGGACGACUUGAGGAACGAUUGACAGCUUUAGGAAAAAUAAAUGCUGAUUUCUUAGGGGCCCUAAAAUAGGUUUAAGCCGCAUAAAAAAAAGUCACCCUUGCCAAGACAGAACAGGUCCUGGAAGGCAUUUUGACAACGCGUGUCUUGAGCAUGAACAAGAGAUUAUACUGUAAACCUGUCACUAUUGAUCAAAAUGAAUCUUCUCAGCUUUUUACGCACGACUCAGAAAACUGUCUUCACGUAUUGGCCAUGCGUUGAAAAGCUGCUGGUCUGUAUUCAUAAUGGAUGAUGUAAGGUCUUCUGUGUCCAGUGUUUACUAAAGUACAAGCUGUGACCUGACAAGUGAGCUAAUGAUAAAAGCCUGUCACUGAAAAACACACCAUGAAUCCUGUUAAAUUAGUUUGGAAUUAAUUUGUUAACACAGUCUAAACUGAGGAAAUGCCUCCUAGGACCUGAGGUGCGCUGUCCACACUGUUCAUGUAGUUGUAAAGACAAAAAUGUUUGUUUUUGUUAAUGGUCAUCAAUUAAAGAAUGUCACAAUUGUG